UAACAGUCGACUGGCCGUGAAGACUUCAGGGGACGAGGCCUACAGACUUUUUUUCCCCCUUUGCAGCAGAGGCUACUGUAAUUUUUUGUGGAUGUCUAACUAGUUUUCAGUGCCCGUUCUGACCGGGUGUGGACCGAUGAAGCAGUUUAUUGACUAGCUGAAGCUGAAACGGUCGCAAACAUUCGCCCGCUUGUUGACGCUACAGUUUUAGUGCCAGCGAGGAAGUGAGGAACGGAAAAAAAUGACAUCUCGGAGGUGGUUUCACCCCAACAUCUCAGGCGUGGAGGCUGAAAACCUCCUGCUGACUCGAGGAGUGGAUGGAAGCUUUUUAGCCAGACCCAGCAAAAGCAACCCUGGAGACUUUACCCUCUCAGUACGGCGAAAUGGAGCCGUCACCCACAUCAAGAUCCAAAACACAGGAGACUAUUAUGACCUGUACGGCGGGGAGAAGUUUGCCACUCUUGCUGAGCUGGUGCAGUAUUACAUGGAGCAUCAUGGGCAACUGAAAGAGAAGAAUGGAGAUGUCAUUGAGCUCAAGUAUCCACUCAACUGUGCGGAUCCUACAUCAGAAAGAUGGUUCCACGGACACCUGUCAGGCCGAGAUGCAGAAAAGCUCUUAACGGAGAAAGGCAAGAACGGCAGUUUCUUGGUGCGAGAGAGCCAGAGCCACCCUGGUGACUUUGUACUGUCGGUUCGCACCGGGGACGACAAGACGGACACCAAUGAUGGCAAACCCAAAGUUACUCAUGUCAUGAUCCGCUGCCAGGCUGAUCUGAAGUACGACGUGGGUGGAGGGGAGAAGUUUGACUCCCUCACAGACUUGGUGGAGCACUACAAGAAAAACCCCAUGGUGGAAACCCUUGGCACUGUCCUUCAGCUCAAACAGCCCCUCAACACGACUCGUAUUAACGCCGCAGAGAUUGAAAGUCGAGUUCGGGAGCUGAGUAAACUAGCGGAGGCCACAGACAAGGUCAAACAAGGCUUCUGGGAAGAGUUUGAGACUUUGCAGCAGCAAGAAUGCAAGCUGCUCUACAGUCGCAAAGAUGGUCAACGACCAGAAAACAAAAACAAGAACAGAUACAAGAACAUUUUGCCUUUCGAUCACACGCGCGUAGUUCUAAACGACGGAGACGCCAGCGAGGCAGGCUCUGACUACAUCAACGCCAACAUUAUCAUGGUAGUAUCUGCUCCGGAGGCGGACACAAAGUGCAACAACGCCAAGCCGAAGAAGAGCUACAUCGCCACUCAGGGCUGUUUGCAGAACACCAUCAGUGACUUUUGGCGGAUGGUUUUUCAGGAGAACUCUCGAGUCAUUGUUAUGACCACCAAAGAGGUGGAAAGAGGGAAGAGUAAGUGUGUGAAGUACUGGCCCGAGAUGUCAGCUCUGAAGGAGUACGGGGCCAUGCGUGUUCGCAAUGUCAGGGAGACAAACGCUCAUGACUAUAUUCUCAGAGAACUGAAGCUUUCCAAAGUUGGUCAGGGUAACACAGAGCGCACAGUGUGGCAGUACCACUUCAGAACCUGGCCGGACCACGGCGUCCCUACUGACCCAGGUGGUGUGCUGGACUUCUUGGAGGAGGUCAACCUGAAACAGGAGAGCAUUUUGGACGCAGGACCCAUCACAGUACACUGCAGUGCAGGGAUCGGACGGACGGGGACGUUUAUAGUGAUCGACAUCCUGAUAGAUGUGAUCCGAGAAAAAGGGGUGGACUGUGACAUCGAUGUGCCAAAGACCAUUCAGAUGGUUCGUUCGCAGCGCUCUGGGAUGGUGCAGACUGAGGCGCAGUACAGAUUCAUCUACAUGGCUGUGCAGCAUUACAUAGAAACGUUGCAGAGACGCAUAGAAGAGGAACAGAAAAGUAAAAUUAAAGGACGCGAAUACACCAACAUAAAGUACUCGUUGUCUGACCUAGCCGGUGGAGAGCAGAGCCCUUUACCUCUUUGCUCGCCCAUCCCUACACCCGUCUGCACAGAGAUGAGGGAUGACAGCUCUAGGGUUUAUGAGAACGUGGGCCUGAUGCAACAGCAGAAGACCUUUAGAUGAGAUUUGCCUUUAACUCCAGGACUAUCAGUUCCAGGAUCUGGACAGUUUUUCGCCAGCUACACCUUGACGCCUGAGACUUGACCAUGUAGAACCAUUUUUGGGGGAGGGGCAACACACACACAUAAAAACACACACACAACUACACCACAAAAGCCCAACUAAAACCUGAGGGAGACCAGACGGCCUGCUCAUAAUCUUGUUGCGCUUUCUUCUCGACCAUUUUCCCUCAAGUUGAAUUCUUAACCACUGUGAUCAUCGGAGGAGCCUUGGAGAAGCCAAACACGUCACCCUGCUGAACUCCGGCUCCAGCUCAGCCUUAGGGACGGUACCCAACAAGCGCUGCUGACCGAGCGCACUCUUCUCAGAGGGAAAACCACCCAGCUAACCUUCCCUCAUCUUCUGUAUUGUUCAUUUCUUUUUCCUUAUUAACCAAAGUUAUGUAGAGUAUUUAGAAACGUGUGAGGAGUUUCUUGGAAACGGCCUGAACCAAACAAAUAAGUGAGUUUUCUCUUUUUCUUCAGCUAUUUUUAGCUGCUUUAUGUGAACAGUUAAAAGGUUUUUAACCGGUUAGCCUUUAAUACAGAAAAAGAUGGUGGUUUCUGACUUACAGGCCAAAAGUAACCAUCUAUUAAUGUAUUUAAUGAAAAAAAAAUAUUUCGUAUUAACCUGGAUCUAUAACCCUGUGACUUCUAAAAUGAGGGUUUUGUUUUUAUGGUAGUUGAACCAUCUUAAAUGCACUCGAAUGAAACUUAUUGAGUGUAAAUGUUCUCUUUUUUUUCUGUCUUCUAGUUUACAUAGGCUUUACGAUCUGUCGAUGGAAUUAGCGUGUUUAUUAAUCAUUCCUUAGCUGAAGCCGGUUAUCCUUAACGCUGCACUCUUCUUCAGAAACAGUUUGAGUCUUGAAUCAGCUUUUUAUAAAUGAUCUGAUUUGGGGUUUAGUGAGGAGUCACCACGGCGGCCUGUAUUUCUGUCGCACUCGGUAUGUUGACAUAUUGAGCAUUCAGGGGAAUCUGUUGUGUAUCUCACCUGCAGGCUUUGCCUCAGGUCCAUUUUUUAUUUUAUUUUGUUUUUCAAGUGCAUUUCAUGUUUUUUUCUUUUCAAAGAGAUGCCUGUGUGUACCAUUGCCUUUUUGUGAACACCGCCUAAACUUAAGUUUGAGAGUCACUGUUUAACGAAACGAUUGCACAUCUCUCAGCUUCUAAAACGUAUAUUAGUCACUGUUGUUUAAGUUGGAUUAAUUAGAUUUUUUUUUAAUGCACAUUUAUGUGCAACACAGCUAUAUAACCUUUUAGGGAGACAUUUCAACUUCUAGUGUUUAAAAAGAAAAAGUUUGACAUUUUGUGGAAAGAACUUAUUCAGUUUAUCACACUUGCAUUUAUUUAGUUUUUUGCCUUUUUUUUUUUCUUCUCAAAAUGUAUUCCAGAAUUUAAUGACACCUUAUACGACUUUCCUGGAUUUUCUCACUAACUUAUAAGCAACUCGAUGCUUUUCUUUAAAUCCGGCGUUCCACAUGGCAGCGUCCUUAGCCCGCUUGUUUUUGUUUAUCGAGACCGUUGGAAAACAACAACAAAAUCGGCACCGACUGACCUAAUAAUGAUGGACGCCCGAUAUUGAGCAGGCUACACCAUGACUUAUCCUAAUGUUAAAAAGAAAUAAAAGCCUGGCCUUUAGCAAGCAGGAUAAAGAAAAUUCACCCCGUUAUGUUGAUGGUAGGGCUUAUGAGAGGUUUAGCAGUUUCAGAAAUGCAGAUCCUUUACGUCUGUGGAAACGGUGGUGCCACUCCUUUCAGACGGGCCACUCCGCCCCAGCAGCUACUGUUUAGCUGUUUAGCUAGUUCACCAUGAGCGCAUUUGGAGGGAUAUUGAAGUAAAAAGCAUCUAGAACACACAGGCAAGCUUUGUAAUACUGUCUGUAUAAACUGUUUCAAACUAUAUUAAGAUCAACAUAUAUAGUUACAUCAUUGUGUGUAGUACAUUUCAGCCUACAGUUAGAAACUGACUGAGAAAUGUAGAGCUGUAGUGCAGAUGAGGUUAAAAAUAAGGUGGUUUCAUGAGGAAGUUCUAGUUUCAUAUAUCAGGUUAACAGUCAGCAUCUAUAUACAUAUAGAUGGGUUUUUUUCUGAAGCUUGUGUAAUGAGUUUUUUUCUUCUUUUGAAAUGUCAAAGUCUUCGCAAUCAGCUGUAUUUUGCAGGGCAGUCACCAACUCCCCCCAAGUCAUCUGACUAAGCUCUGCUGCACUCGCUUUUCUAUCGUUCUGCCUUGAGAAACUGCAGUGUUGUGGUUGCAGUUACUGUUACAGUGCUGACUCAGAGCGAGCGAGGGGGAUAGAAAGAGGAAGCUGCUGCAUUCUUUGCCUUCCGAGAAGUUUCUCCACGGCCACUGAUCUGGGACACAACAGCUUCUCUUUAACUUUAGGAAGUCCUCUCUGUUCCAUUCAGUAUUCCAACGCCAUCUUCUGAUAGAGAUGCUCUGUGAUGUGCCGUUAUGUCGGAAGGAGGACUCAGUUCUCGUCUAGUCUCUUCUGGAGUGCUUGCUUUGUGUGUGUUGUGUGCUUGUGUUCUCGGAUGCUUUCCUUGUUUUUUUUUCUUCCUCCUAGAUGAUUACUCUUCUUCAUGAAUCACAAAAGCAAUUUUAAUGCAUAGAGGUGCCUUCUAUGCGUUUGUGUGUAAAACGGCUGUCGAAGCAAACUGCUCCUCAAGCUCCAGCGCCAUCUAAGAACCUGUAACAACUAAAUGUGAAUCCUUUCAUCAUGAACGUGCUGAACAAAAAAAAAAACCUAAAUAAAAACAGGAUCCUGAAGCAAACUAUAUUUUUUAACAUGUAUAUUGUACAUGAACACCAAGUAGAACAGAAUGUACUUACUAAAACAUAUCUACUUGCCAAUAAAAUAUACUGUAUGUAUAUUCCUGCAGCUUUUCUCCCCAUGACACAGGGAGGAACCUCACAGAGCUUAAGAGGUGUAUUGUAUGACUCUCAAUGCAGUUAACCAUGUUAACUUCCGUAACAAUAAACGGCUAACCCAUGCCUUGUUAACGGAC
Cyprinodon variegatus (sheepshead minnow) is the source of this 5081-nucleotide messenger RNA. RefSeq names its product protein tyrosine phosphatase, non-receptor type 11 (gene ptpn11a). Lineage: Eukaryota; Metazoa; Chordata; Actinopteri; Cyprinodontiformes; Cyprinodontidae. Bases 242 to 2044 code for a protein of 600 amino acids. The record is from RefSeq and is a predicted model, not a curated record. Gene Ontology annotation, molecular function: protein tyrosine phosphatase activity. The transcript has 16 exons. Gene Ontology annotation, biological process: protein dephosphorylation.